This is a messenger RNA of Maniola jurtina (meadow brown), 1004 nucleotides long. RefSeq names its product protein MAK16 homolog A (gene Rbm13). The record is from RefSeq and is a predicted model, not a curated record. Gene Ontology annotation, cellular component: preribosome, large subunit precursor; nucleolus. The coding region runs from base 105 to 992 and encodes 295 amino acids. The transcript has 8 exons. Gene Ontology annotation, biological process: maturation of LSU-rRNA; maturation of 5.8S rRNA. NCBI's taxonomy places the organism in Eukaryota, Metazoa, Arthropoda, Insecta, Lepidoptera, Nymphalidae.
GUCAAUGUCAUGUCCAUGUGUAAGGUGUGAGCCAAGGAUAAUGUUGUGUGUUUAUUACUUACUGUCCUGAAUUUUGUAUAAUAUUACUAAACAAUUAAAUCAAAAUGCAACACGACGAUGUUGUUUGGGCGAUCAUCAAUAAAACGCACUGUUCCCAUAAAGUAACAACCAAGACGCAACACUUUUGUCGCAAUGAAUAUAACCUCACAGGUUUGUGCAGUCGAUCUUCAUGUCCACUUGCAAACAGUAAAUAUGCUACCAUUAGAGAAGAAAAUGGUAUCAUUUAUUUGUUUAUGAAGACGGCUGAAAGAGUAAUGUUUCCAGCCAAACAAUGGGAAAAGGUUAAAUUGUCAAGAAACUUUGAAAAGGCCAUCUAUCAAAUAAACGAAAAUCUACUAUACUGGCCUGCCUUCAUCAAAGCAAAAUGCAAGCAAAGAUUUGUGAAGAUAACACAAUACUUAAUUAGGAUGAGGAAACUCAAACUGAGACGAGUGAAAGAGUUAGUUCCAAUACAACGCAAGAUAGAAAGACGUGAGCGACGUAGGGAGGAGAAAGCAUUAGUGGCAGCCAGGAUUGAUAAUGCCAUAGAGAAACAACUGCUAGAGAGGUUGAAGAAAGGAACUUACAAUGACAUUUACAACUUCCCUCAAAUGGCCUUCGAUGCUGCCCUCAAAGCUGAAGAAGUUUCCAGUGAGAGUGAGAAAUCAGAAGAUGAAGAAGAAGUAGAGAGAGAGAUGGAGCCAGAGUUAGAAAGAGAACUGCAGAAGAAUAUUGAGGAAGUCGACGAGUUUGUUGAAGCUGACAGUGACAUGGAUAGUGAUGAUAGUGAAUCUGGCAGAAAAGAACAUGCUGAUGUUGGAAGUGACUUUGAAUCAGAGUCAUCUGAUAUUGAGGACAUAUCGAUGAAGAUGGCAAGCAAGAAGCCGCGCGUUGAGAUCGAGUACGAAACAGAACCGGUGGCUAGUGUGUCGAGAAAGAAAAUAAAACUUUGAUACAACAAUUAA